Messenger RNA from Papilio polytes (common Mormon), 1503 nucleotides. Its product is annotated as enoyl-CoA hydratase domain-containing protein 2, mitochondrial. Gene Ontology annotation, biological process: fatty acid beta-oxidation. Gene Ontology annotation, molecular function: enoyl-CoA hydratase activity. Bases 535 to 1422 code for a protein of 295 amino acids. The transcript is spliced from 3 exons. NCBI's taxonomy places the organism in Eukaryota, Metazoa, Arthropoda, Insecta, Lepidoptera, Papilionidae. Gene Ontology annotation, cellular component: mitochondrion. The record is from RefSeq and is a predicted model, not a curated record.
AUAAAUGUCAAAAGCAAAAUUAAUAUUGGUUGUUAAUGUGUAUAUUUGAAUGAUCAUAAUAUCAUUUACAUAAUUUAACUUAGAUUCAGAUCAGACAUGAAUGGAUUUUUGACUGUGGGUACAGUACGUAAGGUAUUAUUUAGAAAAAUAAUGUCAAAACCAGUCAUAACCUCGAAAAACUUCGGAUGCCAUUCUAUUUAAUUCCUUUAAGAGUUUUAACUAUGUGAUGUAUAUGUAGUUUAUACGACAGUUGUAUAUUUAACACGUUACAAUAUUAUCGCAUACGAUCAUUUACAGUUCACAUUGAUAAAUUAAGAAAAAGUACUGUCAACAGCGUUAUCAGUUGUACUGAUAAGGAGUUUUGAUCAAAUAAUUAUUUUAUUCUCCACUACACAAACAGAAUGUUUCCAGACCUCUGGCUCUGCUAACGCGGUAUUCUGUGACCUUAGCUGUUACGUACGUAUUUUAUCUGCUGAUAAUUCUGCCUCAAUUUAAAGUAAUAUAUCAAUAAUAAACUUGACAAAUACGAUAAAUAUGAUAUCAAGAGUUAAAAUAAACAGCUUAGUAAGGACCACCUCGAAUCUGAGGCUUUUAUCAACACACACUCAGGAGGUGGAGAAUGUUGGGCCUGUUGUUUUUCACAAGUUGGUGGGUGCUGACAGGGGUAUUGCAGUGUAUGGCCUCAACAGCCCUAAAGACAAGAACGCGCUCGGUUUUGAACUCGUGCAGUCUAUGAGGGAAGUAAAUGCACUGAUCAGGAAGGAUACUAAAAUAUCUGUAGUCAUUUUGCAUAGCCUGGUACGAGGAAUAUUUUGUGCAGGUGCAAAUUUAAAAGAAAGGUUCAAAAUGACAGAUGAUGAAGUGGCAAAUUUUGUUAGAGGUCUGAGAGAAACAUUUAUAGAGAUUGAGGACUUGCCCAUGCCAACCAUAGCGGCCAUUGAAGGUGUGGCAGUGGGUGGUGGGCUUGAACUGGCUCUAGCUUGUGAUAUAAGAGUAGCCGCAGAGAAUGCUAAACUGGGAUUGGUGGAGACGGGUCGGGGCCUGAUACCUGGUGCUGGUGGCACGCAGCGUCUGCCCAGAGUCAUCCAUCCCAAUAUAGCCAAGGAACUCAUAUUUACGUCCAGGAUUGUUAAUGGCAAAGAAGCCAAGGAAUUGGGUAUUGUGAAUCAUGCGGUCACUCAGAUCGAGACCAACAACGCCGCGUUCGAGAAGGCGGUGGAGUUGGCCCGGGAGAUCUUACCCAACGCGCCCAUUGCACUGCGCUGCGCCAAGCAAGCCAUCAACGAAGGAGUGCAGCUCAGCAUCAAGGAUGGCUAUGAAGUAGAACAAAAAUAUUAUGAAAUCAAUGUACCAACAAAAGACAGGCAAGAGGGAAUGUUGUCAUUCAUUGAGAAGAGAAAACCAAAAUAUGAGGGUCAUUGAUUGUAAAUUUUCUAUUGUUAAAUCAAGUAAUUGUUAGUCAUAUAUUUAAGCAAAAUACAGUGAAUAGUAUAGAAAACAAAA